GAACUUGUACUUUAAAGUUACCCGCAAAGUCGAAACCCCUCCGCCUCACUCCGUUCAGUGUAUUGGCGGCGAAAAAUCCCUUCAAAGACUCGAGACCUCGAGAGUGACGGCGAUAAUGGACCAGAAUCAGAGGACUUCCAGGCCUACUCAGCUCCAUCCAGCCAGGAUCGCCAUCGUCGAUCUCUUCAACCUCUAUCUUGGGAUGAAUUCAGGACAGAAAUCUGAUGAUGUAUCUGGGGAAAUAGCAAACAAGAUGCAGAAGCGAGUAACUGCUCCCAACAGAGAUCUUCCUCCUCGAAAUCAGCAGUUCCUAUUAGAUUUUGUGCAGUUGCAAGGGCAAAUACAAGAUCAGGAGCAACUGCGUGCUGUUACAGAAUCAGUUCUAAUAGCCUUUGUGGUCCAGUGCUGUGCCCAUGUACCACAAUCUGAAUUUCUUCUAUUUGCAUUAAGAAGCUUGAGCAGCGUAGGUCAUGUCAAGUGGGAUUCAUUCCUUCCAUCGCUCCUUUCCACUAUUUCUUCUGCUGAGGGAUCAUCUGGGCCAGGGAGUCCAACAAUGGCAGUAAGCUUGUCUACUGCUGUUGUAGGUUCUACAGGGACCUCUCUUAUUUCUUCAGGUCCUAAUGCUUCUGGCUCCUUUAUAUCUACGCCAGCAUCUCCCCUUCCAUCAAUGCAGGGCAUUGGAUCCCCUACCCAGUCUACAGCUGAGCAGUCUUCUGGGCCAAGUCUCUCGCCAGUUAAGCCUUCUGAUCUUGCUGGCCCUGGUCAACUUCCUAUUAUGAAGGUAAAUCAAUCUGUUAGAACCACUGCUAUAAGCUAUCUACGCCAGUUAGCAAGCAAAGUCAUUCUCAUAGCUCUCGAGUCCAACCUAAAGCCAGUAACCAAUGCAGAGAUUUUCUCUCACAUGACUAAUUGGCUAAUUAACUGGGAUCAAAGAAAUCUAGGCAUUGACGAAUCUGACACUGCAAAGGGUUGGAAGACAGAGAGGCCUCCAUUUGAAUGGAUGCACAUUUGCUUGGAUGUCAUAUGGAAGUUGGUUGAUGAAGAUAGAUGCCUCAUUCCCUUCUAUGAGUUGAUCCGAAGUGGAUUGCAAUUUGUUGAUAACAUUCCUGAUGAUGAGUCUUUGUUUGGGAUCAUUUUGGAGAUCCAUAGAAGGAGGGAUAUGGUGGCCUCCCACAUGCAAAUGUUAGAUCAGCAUCUUCAUUGUCCUUCUUUUGGAACUCAUCGUUUUUUGUCUCAAACCUACCCAAAUGUACCUGGUGAACCUAUAGCAAAUCUUCGUUAUUCACCAAUUACCUAUCCAAGUGUCUUGGGAGAACCAUUACAUGGAGAGGAACUUGCCUUUUCUAUACAAAGAGGUAGUUUAGAUUGGGAGAGGGCACUUCGUUGCCUAAGGCAUGCUCUUCAUACCACUCCUUCUCCGGAUUGGUGGAGACGCGUGCUUCUUGUUGCUCCUUGCUAUAGGCAGCAAGCUCAACCGCCAACACCUGGAGCAGUUUUCUCUCCUGAAAUGAUUUGUGAGGCUGUCAUUGAACGAACUAUUGAAUUACUGAAAUUUUCAAACUCAGAAGUUCAGUGUUGGCAGGAUUGGCUUAUGUUUGCGGAUAUAUUUUUCUUUCUCAUGAAGAGUGGGUGCAUUGAUUUCCUUGAUUUUGUUAACAAACUUGCCUCUAGAGUACCUCAAGGAGAUCUUCGAAGUAAUCAUGUUACAUGGUUACUUGCACAAAUUAUUCGUAUUGAGAUUGUAAUGAACACUUUAAGCUCAGAUCCAAAGAAGGUUGAGACAACGAGAAAGAUCAUUUCCUUCCACAAGGAAGAUAAGAACACAGAUGUAAGCAGCACUAGCCCACAAAAUAUACUUCUGGACUUCAUAAGUAGUAGUCAAACUCUACGCAUUUGGUCCUUCAACUCUGCUAUUCGAGAAUAUUUAAAUAGUGAGCAGCUCCAGAAAGGGAAGAAAAUAGAUGAAUGGUGGAAGCAGGUGACAAAAGGUGAACGCAUGAUGGAUUUUAUGAAUGUGGAUGAAAGAUCAAUGGGUAUGUUUUGGGUUUUGUCAUACACCAUGGCACAGCCGGCUUGUGAUGCUGUGAUGAACUGGUUUACUUCUGCCGGUGUAACUGAAAUUCUGCAAGGACCAAAUGUACAGUCUAAUGAUAGAAUGAUGAUGAUGCGAGAAACUUGCCCUCUUUCUAUGUCACUACUUUCUGGUUUAUCUAUAAACUUAUGCUCGAAACUAGCAUACCAACUUGAAGAGGGAAUAUUUCUUGGACAGGUACUUUAGAAUGAUGUUCUGUUAU
Molecule: messenger RNA, 2294 nt
Organism: Dendrobium catenatum
Lineage: Eukaryota; Viridiplantae; Streptophyta; Magnoliopsida; Asparagales; Orchidaceae
Product: mediator of RNA polymerase II transcription subunit 23-like
Exons: 8
Coding region: 116-2278 (720 amino acids)
Biological process (GO): positive regulation of gene expression; regulation of transcription by RNA polymerase II
Cellular component (GO): transcription regulator complex; mediator complex
Source: RefSeq, a predicted model, not a curated record